UCCAAUCACAACAACUCCGAAGUUCUCCGACUCGAAGAAAACUGACGAAGUUUGCGAAUUAAAAUCGUAUAAACAAAAGAAAAUAGUGUAUUCAUUAGCAAGUAAUGAAAAAUAACGAUAAUUUUCACAUUCGUGCAUUAAUGUUUGACAUAAUUCGGCUUCUCUUCUCUCUUAUUUAACCGCUGUUACGAUUCGCCCGUUUAAACCCCCGAACUUGAUGCGUAAUUGUAAAAAUCCGCGGAUCCGCAAUCAAACACCGUCAAGAACGAAUAAUCCGUUUUAAAAAGUUUAUGAAGAAGUCUUAUCUCUAAAAAAAUACACACACACACAUAAACUUUAACCAUGAAGUUUUACACCUGUCCUAUGUGUUGUAAUGCUGGGUUUACUAAUCAGCAAGAACUCAAAGAGCAUUUGCAGAAAGCCUCUAAUCCUAUUGAUUGUCCAGCUUGUUUGAAAUCGUGUAAAAAUGUAAUAAAUUUAAUCAAACAUCUCGAUCAGUGCGCUGCGUUCAAAUCCGAAGAUGAUCAAUCCAGCUACAGAAACAGUAAUAGUUUAAACUUAAACGAUCGUAGUCAGAAUUCUUUACUAGAUGAUGACGACGACGAUGUUGAAGGAUAUUUCUGUACCGUUUGUGAUAUCAAGAUACCGGAUGUAUAUAAACAUAUACAGCAAUUCCAUAGCGGCCAAGAAGUCAUUUUACAGGACGACGAUGACGAUGAAGUUGAAACUUUGAACCAACCACAGUUUUACAAUUCCGAUAAAACUGAUAAGAGUGGCGGUUACGAUCAGAAAUCAAACUCUUCGCCAAACAAGAGAGAAUACAAACGUAAAAAUAGCGAAGAGUAUAAUGGAAAGGAUAGCAAAGAAGAGAAUCACAAAAAUAAGAAAAUUAAGAAAAAAUUCAAGGAAGAAGAUUUAGGAGAAGCUCUCUACUGCGUUAAAUGUGAUAUUAGCUUUUCUUCGGUAUCCGAACACAUGAAAACUUAUCACAGUAGCUACGAAUACAUUACGCAGGACCUCUCGAUAACAGACCUAUUCCCAGAAUCUAAAACAUCAAAUGGCUCAUUAGCUUACAAUUGUUCCUGCUGUAGAAAAUCGUUUGUACGUAAAACAACUCUGAUGAAACACUUGAAACUGAAUGUUUACAAAGAUACGAAACACAAACCGAGAAAAAACUGUUGUCGAAGAAAGACGGUCGAUGAAAUCAAAGAGGAGACAUUCGACGACAGUGCCAAUUUCUCUGGUAACAAUUCCGGUACAGAUUACGAUAUCGAUAUCGAAGAAAACUCAACUAUGGUAAAAACCGAGCCCGAAGAAGAUGAAGAAUUCGAAGCAGCAACGCCGGUGCAAAACGAAGCUACCUUUCCGUUGGAAGGAAUAAAUCAUAUAUUUAAUACAUGAGAUAUUCAGCCCCCUAUCCUAUGUUUGGGAUUUUUUUUCUCUAUUUCAAAACAUACGCCAAGGUUCCAUCGUUCAUAUUGAAGGGAAAAAUUUAAUUUUAAAUUUAAUAUAAAAAAUUUUUAGGUUAGGUUUUCUUCGGCAACUGUUUAAGUCAGUUUUAUUUAUUAAGUUUACGUUAUUUUUAUUUAUUUUCUUUUUUCUAAUUAUUGUAACGAGUUAAGACACAAAAAUUCAAUAAUAUUUACCUUGGAAAGAGUUGAAAACGGUUGUAAUUCUCUCUGGGCAGUAUUACAGGAGUUGAGCGACAUUACCAUUAUUACUGCUGAUCUCAUUCGGAUAUAUAGUCGAUGGUGUAUGUUUUUUUUUCUUUUUUUUUCAUUAGCGGAGUAGUCGAUAUAAAUGAAAAACUCGAUCGAAAUGGGCAAAAUUUAAUGUAAAUUUCAGUAUUAUUAAUUAAUCUGUGGAGAAGAUAGAUCCAUGACUCACGUCCAAUUGCCCCGGUACCGAUUACCCCCUGCGCUGUGUGAUUUUCUCAGGGAAAUUGUUUAAAAAAUUCUUAAUCUCUAUGCGCAGUCAUUUUCGAAAUUUGUAAAUUUUUGUAUACGUAUUGUACAGUAUAAUUUGUGUUUACGUAGUCGUUCGCUGUUCGCGAUUCUGGAAAUUUACUGGUGAAAAAACUAACGGACGCCGUAAUACGAGCUUUUUCGCCUUAUAGCGUGAUCGUUCGGUGUGCUUUUUCGACGUUCGAUGAACCGGAGUAUUGUAUUUUCGUGCUGGAAACGGAAAUUGGUGUGAUUUUGGCGUUUAUAAAAUACGCGAUGGAAGGUAAGAAGGGUACUGGUUCGCAGGUUGGUAUUGUGUCGUUACCAAAAUAUUAUAUGUACAGUCAACGGGCGAAAAGGUAUGCAGAUUUCCAACUUUUUAUAAUAAGGAUUAGUGUUUACGAUUGAAGCGAAUUUCGUUUUUAAGUUUUACGUAGUCUUAGUAAAUUAUAGUUGACGUUUCGAGUGUUGAUGAGUUCGUUUCUCAGAUAAUAUGUUAAGUUAUGAAAAAUGAAAUCAAACGAUGUAUGAACCCCCUUUCCCCCAACAGUAAUCCUAACUUUUGACGUUUGAUACGAAAGAAGGGUCUGGAGUAAUGAGGAUAUUUUUUGAAAAUUUCAAAGUACAUAAGUUGACGUAUUUAUUUUAACUGAAGUACUACAGCAAUUUUAUUGGAUCAUUUGAUUUAUUUAUUUUUCUGUGAAAUAAAUUUUUUUUGAAAAUGUC
Messenger RNA from Planococcus citri (citrus mealybug), 2669 nucleotides. RefSeq names its product zinc finger protein 12-like. Bases 343 to 1401 code for a protein of 352 amino acids. The record is from RefSeq and is a predicted model, not a curated record. NCBI's taxonomy places the organism in Eukaryota, Metazoa, Arthropoda, Insecta, Hemiptera, Pseudococcidae. Gene Ontology annotation, molecular function: DNA-binding transcription factor activity, RNA polymerase II-specific; sequence-specific DNA binding. Gene Ontology annotation, cellular component: nucleus. The transcript has 7 exons. Gene Ontology annotation, biological process: regulation of transcription by RNA polymerase II.